This is a messenger RNA of Actinia tenebrosa (Australian red waratah sea anemone), 742 nucleotides long. RefSeq lists its product as uncharacterized. Lineage: Eukaryota; Metazoa; Cnidaria; Anthozoa; Actiniaria; Actiniidae. The record is from RefSeq and is a predicted model, not a curated record.
CUCGCACAUGCGCAGCAUGGAUGAAAUCUACAACACUAUCGUGAUCAUUUUCUAAAUGGGAUUUUAAAUAUCCCGCUUUUUUCUAAAGAUGCGCCAUCUUUAUGAAUUAAGCACCCUUUGGGCUGUUCUAGGGAAUAUUUUCUUCGUUUCGGUGAUCAGAUCUGCUGAUGUUGAUGUUCCAAUAAUUUCAGAUACUCUAUUGUGCAGACAAUGUGGCCAUGAAGUAACAUCAAGUGAACACUUAUAUAACAUUGGAAGUAAACUUGCCCUGGCUCAGAGAAAUGACACUAUAAUUGGCAAUAGACAAUGCCUUAUACAAAUGUUUAAAAACCCAAAUGGUCACCAUUUUGAAUUGAUAACAACCAAGAAAGCAUCCAUCCAACCACUAGGAAAUGCAUUUUUAGAGCAUUCCUGGUUUCCAGAGUUUGCCUGGAGGGUUGCAGUUUGUCCACAAUGUGGCAGUCAUUUAGGAUGGAGUUUUGAGGAUCCAAAUCAUAAGCAUAAAGAUGAAAAAUCAAAGCAAGCAAAUGGACAGAAAAAGACUAAAACGCCAUACUCAUUUGUAGGACUAAUAUUCCCAAAUCUCAUUAAGGAAAACUAUGCAGACUCAUUAAUCGUCACACCAAGAGCUUACAGAGGAUGAUCUAAACUAAUAUUUAGAAAAAUUGUUUUUUUAUUGCUAGUUUUUCAUCUUGGUUUUCUCUCUUUUUCUUUCCCUUCUUUUUUAAAUACAGUCGUUUGC